AAACCUGAAUCAAGCGAGGAGGAAAGUUUUCAGAGCCGGGGCAGCGUUGCCUAGCAGCUAGGCAUAGGACUGUGGCUAGUUCACGUUCCCUGUUUUCAUCCGUAUAUCGAGGGACCACGGACACUUCCCCGUCUCAGCCUGCCUGUCAUUUAUCUGAUAUUCUCUCACAGUCUUUUUGGCAAUCAUGACCCAGACCGUGACACUCAAGGGACCCUCACCGUGGGGUUUUCGGCUGGUUGGAGGACGGGAUUUCAGCACCCCGUUAACUGUCUCCAGGGUGACACCUGGCAGCAAGGCAGCCCAAGGUGACCUGUGUCCAGGCGACACCAUUCUGGCUAUCAACGGUGACGCGACAGAACACAUGACUCACAUGGAGGCUCAGAACAAGAUCAAAACCUGCACUCAGCAGCUUACGCUCAGCAUCAGCAGAUCAGGAUCGGGAGACAGAGUGUGGUCACCAACAGUUAGUGAAGAUGGCAAGACAAGCCCUUACAUGGAGCCCGACUCACAGAAUUUUCGUCCGAUCACUAGCGGAUAUGCCAGUUACACCCGUAAACCUUCAUAUACCGCUGAACCCCAGUCACCUCAGGUUCCUCAGCCCGCUAACCUGAAUAACGGACACUCCAGACCCAACAACGGACACAGCUAUGGGUAUGGCAAUGGAACCGGGCACUCUCAGUACAACAACCCUGCAGGACUAUAUGCUCACAAUGGAAGCAAUGGGGACAGAUCACUGCCGAGCAAGAUGGGAGGUCUCAGCAUCAGUGCCACACACAGCCCAGAGCCUCCCAUACAGUCUCCCGUGAGCCGUAACGGAUUUGACACGGAGUCAGACGUCUACAAGAUGCUGCAGGACUAUGAGGAACCUGUCUCAGAACCCAAACAGUCUGGCUCCUUCAAAUACCUCCAGGGAAUCCUGGAGGCUGAGGAUGGAGGUGUGUCACCAACGGAGAGAAUGAGAAACUUAAAGUCUCCCGUCAGAUCUCCAAUCCCCAAGUUGGGAAGCCCCAUCCCCAGCCCUAUGUCUGGUCUUCAGAAACUACCCCAGUGCACACGGUGCUGUAACGGUAUUGUUGGCACCAUCGUGAAGGCCCGGGACAAGCUCUACCAUCCUGACUGCUUCAUUUGCGACGACUGCGGCAUCAACCUAAAGCAGAGAGGCUACUUCUUUAUCGAAGACAAUCUGUACUGCGAGACCCACGCAAAGGCCCGUGUCCAGCCUCCCGAGGGCUACGAUGUUGUUGCUGUGUACCCCAACUCCAAGGUGGAGCUGGUCUGAGAUAAAAGAGGGGGGGGCUAUACUGUAAUACAACUGGUAACCAAAAUAUUGUAGAAUGCGGCUACUGAGUUUACUCGCCUAAACUAAUCAGGGUCUGUCAAGCAGGAAUGCUUAUCUUGGGUCAGUUUUGACUUUAGGAGAGUGAAAUUUGCAAUUGAGUGAUCCCAGAUCAGUGCUUCCACACUGACAGACUUGAUGAAUGCUUUUUAUAUUGAGCAUAUCGAAAUCUGUUGACAGAAUACAGCUUUGGUAAGAUAAGCAUCGCAAAUCUCCAGACUAUUAAAAGGUUAGCGUUGUAUGUUAUAGUAUUUAAACUGGCAGCCCUAAGCUCGAAACACAUGGCAAAACUCAUAAGAAAACAGAUAUGACUACUCUUGCUUUUUUACUGAUCAGGUUAUUACAAACGUAAUCUCCCACUUAAGCCUUACACUAACUUUAAGACACCAUGUGCAUUAUCACAAAAUAUUUUUGAGCUGAUUUGCUGGGAUGUGAUGUGAUGAGCUGUGCCGAGGAUGUGGUUAUUAGCUUUGAGGACUAAUUUUCACAGUUCUCUUCUCACCACAUAAUAUUCCAAGUCUUGUAAGGUAUUCUGAUAUAUUGUUCAAGUCCUGGUUAUGGGUUAAAAGGCUUUUUUUUUUUUUCCUUCGCUAUAAUUCAAUAUUAAACUUAUUUUUGGAUGGAUUUUAGCAUUUCUAACUCACUUUUAUGCAAUUUACCUUUUCUGUUGCAAAACCGGGGAACAUUUCUGUUUAGUUUCCACGUUUUUCUUCUGCUCACUUGUCAGUUAUGCAAACAAAAUAAGCAAUAGUUCACUUGAAGCAUAUCUCUAACAAUGUCUGGAAUGUGUCAGUAUGUUUUGGUGACUGGGUUUGCUGAACCUCUGCUUGUAAUAAAUGCCUCCGUUUGCAGCUAUGCAAGCACCACCUUCUGAAAGGUAAACAAAUCCCUGCUGGAAACAUCCUGAAAACUCUGUGAGAAACUCUAGAACUUGUUGGGAGUCAACUUCAAAAAAUGAUUCCCCCCAGAUGUGAAGAAAUGCGACUUAAAUGCUAAAGUAAAUUAGUUGAAUCCAGUGCAUCCAUUUCGUGAUGCACAUCUGCGAAUACAGUGUAGGUAGGUGGUGCUUCUGGCUUAUGCACCUGACUGCGAGAGGAAUUUCACUUCUCACACUGAAGAAUUCCUGUUCACAAGAGCACAGAGUUCACUGGGCGCUGAGCCUUCAGGUUGACAUCAGAAUUCUCUCCACCUCUCAUGACAGCUUUUAAAAACGAUUGUGUGCAUUUGAGCCUGGAGACAUAGCCACAGAAAUCUGUUAGGACCGUGUAAACUGGGACUUCACAACCUACAACAUGUGGGAACAAUACUCACUUUAUUUCUUUCUUCAUUUUUUUUGUGACCCCACUAUAUACUGUAAAUUCACACAGUUACUUUUUGGAAGAGAGCAAAAGACAGAAGUUCCCGCAGUGGCUUCAGAUUUCUACAGCCAAGCCCUUAAGGCUAAUGAAAUAUAUUUCUACAUUUCCUCAGAGGGAAGGGGGGAAAUAAAUUUAGGGACUGAGGUAGGGUGAGAAAGAGAAAUGAGGGGACGACAUGUAUUUUGUUUUCUUGACAGAAAAACUUUCUGUAAGAAACUUGUAGCAAUCAGUCUUAGCUUAUUGUGAAAUAAUGUAAUGUGUGGUGGAGUCAACGUGGUGCAGAGGAGCGAUGAUGUCCUUAAUUUUAGAAAUAUUGCUAACAAAAAUACUUCUGUAAUUUGAAAUGGGAAUAAAUUUUUGCAUCGCUGAUUUCCAUUCUGUUUUCCAGAUAGUAGCAGUGAUGUUUAGCUGCUGGUAUCUACCCAAGCUAGUUACGUGUAAAUUA
Messenger RNA from Haplochromis burtoni (Burton's mouthbrooder), 3139 nucleotides. It is a transcript of the gene pdlim4, whose product is annotated as PDZ and LIM domain 4. The transcript has 7 exons. Gene Ontology annotation, molecular function: muscle alpha-actinin binding; actin binding. NCBI's taxonomy places the organism in Eukaryota, Metazoa, Chordata, Actinopteri, Cichliformes, Cichlidae. The record is from RefSeq and is a predicted model, not a curated record. Gene Ontology annotation, biological process: muscle structure development; actin cytoskeleton organization; heart development. Gene Ontology annotation, cellular component: Z disc; adherens junction; filamentous actin. Bases 185 to 1279 code for a protein of 364 amino acids.